Molecule: messenger RNA, 465 nt
Organism: Vicia faba (fava bean)
Lineage: Eukaryota; Viridiplantae; Streptophyta; Magnoliopsida; Fabales; Fabaceae
Source: the annotation of a GenBank genome assembly
AUGGGUGGUCGAAGAAGCAUCGCAUGUUUAGCAUCAUUGAUGGUAGGCAUGGUGUUGAUAAUGAUGAUCAACAGUACAGAGGCACAAGACACAACUUCUUGCGCUUCUAAUUUAAUUCCUUGCGCUGAUUUCUUGAAUUCCACCAAACCACCAAGCUCUUGCUGUGAUCCACUCAAGAAAACCGUUGAAACUCAACUCACUUGUCUCUGUAAUCUCUUCUAUACCCCUGGUUUGCUUGAAACCUUUCACGUCAAUAUUACUCAGGCUCUUGGACUCGCUGGUAAGUGUGGUAUUCCCGGUGGUAUCUCCAGCUGCAAACAAGCUGGGUCAGCUCCAGCUCCAACUGCCGGCGGGUCCCCAUCGGCUAAAGGUGGUGGUGAAUCGGGUGAUAAAGGAGGUGCAGGCAGAGUCUCAUUCACUGGGUUUUCUUUUGUACUCUUAUUAGCAUCCAUGCUGUUCAAUUAG